AUGUUGCUCUUCAAUCUAGUUACCUUCACUAUCUGGGUAGCGUUGUUUGCUGCUCAGGUCUCGGCGACGCUCUUCAAUGACAGGCUCCCUCUUUGGGCUUCCCGACGCAUCGGACGCAACAAAUGGCGUCCAGAAUACCGCCUCUACAGCAUGUUUCUCCCCGCAAUGAUUUCCCCAAUCGGGCUCGGAAUAUUUGGGGCUGGACUGCAGUAUCAUUUGCACUACAUGGUACUAGCUCUGGGCACCUUUAUGGUCAACUUCUCCGCUCUGCUGUGCGUUCCUGUAUGCAUCAACUACGUUGUUGAGUGCUUUGUUGGACAUCCAGUCGAGGUGUCUGUGGUCAUGAACGUAUAUCGGCUCGCACUGGGGCUUUCUAUUCCUUUCUUCUUCGAACAAUGGGUCGAAGCUGUUGGUGUUGGCUGGGUCUUUGGCAUGGCGGCGUUUUUCUCGUUGUUUGCUAUGAUCCUUAUGUUUGUGCUGAGCUGA
Molecule: messenger RNA, 486 nt
Organism: Letharia columbiana
Lineage: Eukaryota; Fungi; Ascomycota; Lecanoromycetes; Lecanorales; Parmeliaceae
Exons: 1
Coding region: 1-486 (161 amino acids)
Biological process (GO): transmembrane transport
Molecular function (GO): transmembrane transporter activity
Source: RefSeq, a predicted model, not a curated record